AUGAACAACCAGGCGCGGGCCCCAGCCCCAGUCCGGGCUUCGACUCCGGCCCGGACUUCGACCCCGGCCCAGACCACGAUCCCGGUCCGGACCCCGGCUCCGGUCCGGGCCCCGACUCCAGUCCGGGCGCCGGCUGUGGUCCGGACUCCCACCCUGAUCCGGACCUUGGCUCGGAUGCGGACCCUAACUCCAGUCCGGGUCCCAGCCCCAGCCCCAGCCCAAGUGCCAGCUGUAGCCCCGGCUCCUGUCCCCAGCUCCAACCUCAGCCCCAGCUACAGCCCCAGCUCCAGCCCGAGCCCCAGCCCGACUCCAGCCCGAGCGCCGGCCGUGGUCCCUGCCUCAGAAUCCUUCCGGAAUCUGGUCCCACUUUUGGAUCCGCCUCCAGAACCUGCUCCGGAGCCAACUUUGUCGUCUGAUAACGAUUCUGCGCCAGGGCCGAGUUUGAGGCACGACCCAUCGGUCACCAGCUUAGCCGUGUCCAUCCGAGAGUCCCUUCCCGCGCUCACUCCAUCAGCCACUAAUAUACUGGGGCCCACCUUAAGGGCAGACCCAUCGGCCACCAAGUUGACGGAUUCCCCCGCUCCUGGACCUAUCCCGGCGCCCAUGCUGGAGACUGCCCCAUCGGCCAUCGCCUUACAGAUUUCUACGGACACAUUCGCUUCCACCAGCAAGAACUUCCACAUGGACAAGAUCAUGAUUCGAGUGAUCUACUGUGGCCUCUGAAGCUAUGGCCUUCGGUACAUUCUACUGAAGAAGAGUCUGGAGCAGCAAUUUCCAAAUCACCUGCUUUUUGAGGAGGACAGAGCUGACCAGGCUACCGGGGAGUUCGAAGUGUUUGUGGAUGGGAAACUGGUCCAUUCCAAGAAGAAAGGCGAUGGCUUUGUGGAUGAGGCCAGGCUGCAGAAAAUUGUGAGCAUUAUCAAUGAGGAGAUCAAGAAAAGGUAG
This is a messenger RNA of Cynocephalus volans (Philippine flying lemur), 945 nucleotides long. RefSeq names its product selenoprotein V (gene SELENOV). NCBI's taxonomy places the organism in Eukaryota, Metazoa, Chordata, Mammalia, Dermoptera, Cynocephalidae. The transcript has 7 exons. Gene Ontology annotation, molecular function: chorismate synthase activity. Gene Ontology annotation, biological process: response to selenium ion; aromatic amino acid biosynthetic process. The record is from RefSeq and is a predicted model, not a curated record.